CAGGGGAACGAUGAGGAGGCGGUGCUGGACCAGGGUAAGACAAGCUCCACCCUCAACACUAACUUUGAGAAAGAAGAACUAGAGAGUCACAGGGCGGUGUACGUUGGGGUUCAUGUCCCUCUGGGCCGACAGAGCAGGAGGCGUCACCGUCACAGAGGACACAGACAUCACCGGAAACGGCGGGACCGAGAGGACGGACGGGACUCGCCCACCAAUGACACACCGUCGCAGAGAGUCCAGUUCAUCCUUGGGACGGAGGACGAUGACGAAGAACACAUUCCCCACGACCUGUUCACGGAGCUGGACGAGCUCGCCUUCAGGGACGGAGAGCUCCAGGAGUGGAAGGAGACGGCACGGUGGUUGAAGUUUGAGGAGGACGUAGAAGAUGGUGGUGAGCGUUGGAGUAAACCGUACGUGGCGACGCUGUCGCUGCACAGUCUGUUCGAGCUGCGUUCCUGCAUCAUCAACGGCACCGUGCUGCUUGACAUGAGAGCGAACACCAUAGAGGAGAUCGCAGACAUGGUGAUCGACAGCAUGCUGGCGUCAGGUCAGCUGGAGGACGGCGUUCGGGAGAAGGUGAAGGAGGCCAUGCUGAGACGUCACCACCACCAGAAUGAGAAGAAGCUGAGCAACCGGAUCCCACUGGUUCGAUCCUUCGCCGACAUCGGCAAGAAACACUCCGACCCCCAUUUACUGGAACGUACCGGGGAGGGUCUGUCCUCCUCUCGUCUCUACCUCCUGCGUCGCUCCUCCAGCCCUCCCAUGUCCCCUCAUCUCACCAGCCUGCUCGGACGCCACCUCUUUGAGGCCUGUCCGCCCGGCCUCACCCCUUCCCUCUCUGCCUCCCUCCUCCACGCUCCUCCCUCCGGCUCUCAGCGUCGCUGCUCUGCUCCGGAGGGGCUGUGGGGGAGGAUCCCUGAGGAGGAAGAGGAAGAGGAAGAGGUGAAGAUGGAGGACAAACAGGAUCUGAUGUUUCCUCACAGUCAAACAGGCAAAUCCUGGCAUGACAGUGUGAACGCUCCAAACUAAACCUGCUCUGCUGUGUGAGAACUUCAACAUCUGCAUGUCGACUAAAACCGUUUCUUCUGACUGGUUUUGUUUGUAGAGCAAAAGAAUCACAGCUGGAAAACAACUGCACAACUUUAUUUAACAAACUGAUUUAUGACGUAUACAUCUUAAAGACAACUCUUCUCGUUUACAGACACAAUCACCUGUGGUCAAGCGUAAACAUCAGAAUCCUCGUCCUGGUUCCGACAAACGACGACAGGAUCAUUAUCGCUUUGCAAGUUUCAUUAAUUGUUUGAGUUUGUUGAUGGAACGUUGUUUGGACGCUGCAGUUUAGUUUGUUGGUUUGUUUGUAUGCGUCGUCACUUUUAAGUUCAGAGGCUCAUGUGGUCACCACCUGAUCUGUGGAUGAUCACACUUCACCUUCAGCGUAUCAAUGAUCUGUAGACGUGAACCGAGUCAUCGUCGUCUCUCCUCUGACCCCUCGUUACUGAGUGACUGUUAAUGUGCUGAAGUAAAAAAAGACAGGAAGUGAUGCGUGAGCAAGACGACUGACCGACCACUGACUGCUGACUCCAGUGGAACGAGAAAACCACGAAUCAUUCAGGUGAAGACAGAACAUCAAAUACUGAUGAGUUUAAAAACCUGAACCAACUUGGAUCUACGAACUGUUCAGUGUCACUGACGACACUUUGAACUGACGUUUAAGGGACAGUUCACUGAAAAAUGACAUUUCACUCACUGUGAUGGGGGGAGGGGCUUCAGACAUGAUAACAACUGAAAUAACUUGCCUCCAUGUGUGGUGUCUUCAAGUGUCCGUAACAUGAUCUCUUCCUACGAGGUGCAUUCACGGACCCUCCGACACACCCUCGUGUUUCUACGCUAGCUUAGCCACUCCCUGUGAACCUUUAGGCUUAAAACUGGGAGUUUUUCAGUGAACUAUCCCUUUAAGGUCUUAAACUGAAACUUUAUUCUUGUCCCUCAGUUGUCAGUCACUUGUCCUGGUUGAGUGUGAUGCAGCAGUGUGGGAUGAUGGGAGUUGUAGUCCUCUGGUUAGGAUUCCUUCAGGGUUGAUGGCUCAGGAGGUUUUUAAUCAGGAGCUCU
Messenger RNA from Paralichthys olivaceus (Japanese flounder), 2109 nucleotides. Lineage: Eukaryota; Metazoa; Chordata; Actinopteri; Pleuronectiformes; Paralichthyidae. The record is from RefSeq and is a predicted model, not a curated record.